This is a messenger RNA of Vigna unguiculata (cowpea), 1222 nucleotides long. Its product is annotated as syntaxin-51-like. The record is from RefSeq and is a predicted model, not a curated record. Gene Ontology annotation, cellular component: endomembrane system; SNARE complex. Lineage: Eukaryota; Viridiplantae; Streptophyta; Magnoliopsida; Fabales; Fabaceae. Gene Ontology annotation, molecular function: SNAP receptor activity; SNARE binding. Gene Ontology annotation, biological process: vesicle fusion; intracellular protein transport.
AAUAGUAUAUAUGGUUGUUGGGAAGGGACACCAUAAACUACUGCGCUCAGCAACAGAUUUUUUUCUUCUUCCCACACACCUUAAACGACGACUGUUUCAGACCCACGGUGCCGGUUGGUGGUGCAGCCUUUACGCCGAUCUCACAAACCACGUUCUAUCCAUUAUUCUCAUCAAAACCAAACCCCUCCCUCCUCUUUACCCACAAACCCUAAUUCAGAAGACAGGAGAAGGCUGACAUAAUUAUUGAGGGAGGAUGGAGUAACUUCAUGAAGCACCGUGUAAUAAUGCAAAUGGCAUCUUCUUCAGACACUUGGAUGAAAGAAUAUAAUGAAGCUGUAAAACUUGCUGAUGAUAUCACUGGCAUGAUUGCUGAACGUAGUUCAUUUCCUGCAUCUGGACCCGAAACCCAGCGGCAUGCAUCUGCUACAAGAAGGAAGAUCACGAUAUUAGGGACCAGGCUUGAUAGCUUGCAAUCUCUUUUGUCAAAGGUCCCUGCGAAAACUGAGAAGGAGAUGAAUCGUCGCAAGGAUAUGCUUGGAAACUUGAGGACUAAAGUUAACCAAAUGGCUUCAACAUUAAACAUGUCAAACUUUGCAAAUAGGGAUAGUUUGCUUGGGCCAGAAAUAAAAUCAGAUGCAAUGAGCAGAACUGUUGGGCUGGACAACAGUGGACUAGUUGGUCUUCAACGGCAAAUUAUGAAAGAACAAGACGAUGGCCUUGAGAAAUUGGAGGAGACUGUAAUCAGUACUAAACAUAUUGCGUUGGCAGUGAAUGAAGAGCUGGAUCUACACACUAGACUCAUUGAUGACUUAGACGAACAUGUAGAUGUUACAGAUUCUCGGCUGAGGCGAGUUCAAAAGAACUUGGCAGUUUUGAACAAACGUACCAAGGGUGGUUGCUCCUGCUUGUGCAUGCUUCUAUCAGUGAUCGGUAUAGUGGUUUUGGUUGUCGUCAUAUGGCUGUUGAUCAAAUAUUUGUAAAGAUAAAAAUACCCAACUCGUGAACUCUCUUUUUUAUGUUUCUAAAUAUGUGCAUUGAAAUAUGGCAACGUGUUUCUUUGUUUUUAUCACUCGUUGUUUUGGAAAUGACAGGGAAUUUACUUUGUUGAAAGGUUUUGUUUUGUAAUUCUCAGUUUUAAAGUUUUGCCUUGGAGUGUUUCUGUUGUAAAAAUCAUUAUAUCGAAAGUGGCUUCCAUUAAUGACUUGUUAAGCCAAUUUGUGCC